Molecule: messenger RNA, 3926 nt
Organism: Fimicolochytrium jonesii
Lineage: Eukaryota; Fungi; Chytridiomycota; Chytridiomycetes; Spizellomycetales; Powellomycetaceae
Exons: 1
Coding region: 384-3827 (1147 amino acids)
Molecular function (GO): protein binding
Source: RefSeq, a predicted model, not a curated record
ACUCAAGUCACUCAACACCCAAACGCCAUUUGUCAGACAAAUAACGGUAUCGAACGGUGAUGCAAAGACGAAGGUCCAAUUCUAGCGCCGGUUGUUCAUGGUGAAGCUGGAAUCCACUUCGCACAACAUAUCCCGCCAAAAAAAACAAACAGGUACAUCCUACACAUAGCCAUUACGCUGCCAAGUGAACGUACUGCGGGAACGUAUUUGUAUGCCUCGGCUUGCAUAGGACAGUGCUUGCCGGCGGACGUGGUAUACAUAUCGGGGCGGAAGCAGGUUAGUUCGGCCGACAGCUCGUCCCUCACGCGGAAACGGAAAAAAAGAGGAACACGCUGGAGAUCGCCGACCCAGCCUUCACAUGGGGUUCCUGUGACAAGGGGCACAUGUCGCGAAGAUUAUACCUGGAGCUGGCCAAAGCCUUCCGAACCGUCAACUUUCCCUCCGCCGCACCAACGACGCCAGAGUUUGUGAAGUCGUCGAUUCCCCGUUUACGUCGCAAUUUCAGUACGACCUUGUCAACAACGCAAGACAACGUUCCAAUAAAUCCGCGGAGAAGACAGAGGAGGCCAUAUGUGUGCUCGGACUGUCAGGCGGCGGCAGCGAAUAAGACGGAAGCGCGGCGCGUUCGGAGAGAUCCGCUGCCUACCUUGACAUCUCGGAGAAACUACUCGCAGCAACCGUCUUCAGAGUAUGUCGCCGUUCCGGAUUCGAAUGACGCCUUUACUAGGCAGGAUACGAACGACCUGGUUCCAGCACAUUACGAGAAUGCAGGUCCCGCCCCAUCCGAGCCACCUCCAUCGUCAGAUCUUCGAGACCCAAACCUAGCUACAAGUGUUGUUGCGGAAGCUGACGAACCAGCAUAUAUUGCGCCGGAAGGCGAGGCGCCAGCAGUUAGCGAAGGAUGGCGGCAGUUUAUUGAGAUAUGCAGAUGGUGGGAGACGCCCGUACCAGAGAACGUGCCAGAGAACGCGACGGUGGAUGAAGGAAACCAGAUCAUUAAACAGCUACCGAUGGAAAAUCUCUCGGGAAUCUUCGAAGUCCUCGCCGACCAUCUGAGCAAAGGCCGGUCUGCGAACAAGCUCCGUACGGUAGCGGUCUUCUUGAAACAGAACGGUGUGACUUUGGAGCCUGCACAGUUGCAGGCAUUGGUCCUCGCCCAACGCGUUUUGCGGAAUUGGACGGAGACGAUCGAGGCUUUUGGCGAGUUGCGGGGGAAUGUCGACGCCACACAUCACUGGACCGCACCUCAAGUUGCUGUUUCCGCUAUGGUAGCACACAUUCGAUUGAGGAACAGCCAGCAGGCCCUGAAACUUUUGAUGGAUGCGUUGGCAUGGGGCACCCUCCUGGACGUGUCUGCCUUCCGAUCAUUGCUGAGCGCGGCGAUCAGCGUAUCCGACAAUAACCUGAUCGCCAAGCUGUUCGAUGAGAUGGUGCAACGGGAGGUUCCAUUGGACAACAGGUGCAUUGCCAUAUUCGAUCUUACGUUACGCGAUGAUAAGGAGAGGUGGACAAAGUUGCACAUAGUCGCGCAAGGACGGGGCCAGCAAAACUUCGAACAGGAUGGAGCUUUCCAGGAAGCGACGGUUGUGACGGCUAGUCGGCUUGGACAUUUGGAUCUGGCCUUCGAGCAUCUCCAAAACCUGAAAUCCAUAACAGCUCAUCGCGACGCGGAACUAGUCGCAGCCUAUACGGCGUUGAUUAGCGCGUGUUUACGCCAGGACACGGCAGGGAGCACCCCCGCAGGCACGGCGGAAGAUCUAUACCAGGAGAUGAAACAGCUGGGUGUUAAGCCCUCCGUCCGAACAAUGACCGUGCUGAUGCACGGAUUCUACCAACGCAAAGCUCUCCACAAAGUGCUCAAAUACUUCGAAGAAAUGAUCGAACUGGAACUCGAGCCCGAUAUGUCCGUUUACAACAUCAUACUUCGAACCUGCGUACUAGCAGGAAAUAUCCGCAAGAUGGAGGCAUUCUACGCAAAACUGUGCGAAACCAAGUUCACACCGACACUGCCAGUGCUUACCAGCCUCAUGGCUGGCUACGCUUGCCAUCACAUGCCGGAAUCCGCCGUCGCGAUUUUCGAAAAGCAACUACCGAAAUUGGGCCUGAAGCCCGACAUUCAUUGCUUCAAUGUCAUCAUUUUCGCGUACGGUUUAAGAGGCGACGUGACAAAUUGCAUCACCUGGUGGAACAGGAUGCUAGGUGGAGGGUAUACCCCGGAUAAAGUAAGCUAUACGAGUUUCCUGCGUGCCCUCUCGAGGAGCGGCAACUCGGAUGUUGAGGGCCUGUAUCAGCGUGUCUUUCCCUCGGAAGUUGAUCCGGACAGCACGGCGUACGGUCUGCUUAUAAGCGAUCGCAUCAGAAAAGGCGAAUUGACCGCUGCACAUCAGUUCUUGGAGGAGCUGCUCUCGAGCGGGAUGAAGGUCACUGGGGCGUCGGCCGCCGAGUUGAUGAAGGCGUAUGAGCAUCGCGGUGAGGCAUACAACGCGGGCCAGGUUCUCAAAAGCUUCGUGGAGCGAGGUGGUAUCAUGGAUGCCAACAUGUACUCCGCCAUGAUGAUCAUGAUGAAUCCGCGAGAGCGGCCAGACGAGGUGCUCAAGACUUGGGACGAGAUGAAGGAGAAUGGAAUCGAGCCUAACCGAGCCACGUUCCGAUCGGUCAUACAUGCCUACGCCGCCAAAUCGGACGUGCCGGCCAUAUGGGCUACGUUUGGGGACAUGCAAUUGCGGCUCGUCAGCGUCCAUCGGAGGGAUUGGGACCUGGUGCUUUGCCGGCUACUCGAUAUCUGCUACAAGGACUCAGCGGCCUUCCCCUACCUCGUCAAUGCCUACCAAUUGAUGACGGACGAAGGAGAAUUCCCAAGCGACCUGGUGUAUCGCCGCUUCCUGAUCGCCGCGGUCCGGGAGAAGGACAAUUCCAUAUGCUUAAGGUUGAUCCGAGACUGCAUCGAUUUCGGGUUCGGGCUCAAGUCCCAGCCGCAGACGCGGAAACUGGCGUACGCUUUCGCUGUCGAUACCAAGGACCGUGAGCUGCUCAUGGAUCUCAUUGAUGUGACGAUCGGGCUCGGCAAAAUCGAGGAGGCUACGCCGGCGGUCAAUCUCUUUCUCCGGGACCGGGAUGCGGCUGGGUUGGUUCAUUGUUGGUAUAAGUUGGACCAGGGUCAUGUCGCACAGCCUGAAACGUCGACGCGGCUCGUGCAACAUUAUAAACAGGCUGCGUCAGAUGCCAUGACGGUUUGGGAUGGGGGCGUGGCAGCCACGGGAAAUGAAGCGCUGUGGGGGGCGUAUUUUACCGUGUGUGCUGCACACGGGUUCCGGGACGAGGCCCUGCAUGCCUUCAAGGUUUUGCAAGAUUUGCAGAAUAUUCCUCUCCUCGUCGAGGCCUGGGACAACGCCGCCGCCCGCCAACCUCGGCCGGCGACCGACUUUGAGAGAAGCACAGGGGCGCUCGCACCCAACAAAGAUACCACCUCCUUGGUCACCGAACUUGCCGCCCAACUCCUCGACUACGUCUGCUCCCAACGCAACUCGCCCACUACCGGCCGCAACCUCUGGCGCCGCAUGACCCGUCUCCGCCGGUAUCCUUCCAUCCAGCGCCCGCUCCCUGCCGACAUUGUGGUUGCGUAUAUUCGCGGUCUGGCCCUGUGGGGCGAUGACGUGGAUGAGUUUAUGCACCUCGCCACCAGUUUUUUGGGCGACGAGCCGGGUGCCGUGCAGGAUCUGCCUAGGGUGGUGAAGGAGGUGCGGGAGCUGGUGGAUUGGAAGUUUCCGGAGAUUAGGCCUGAGGUGGAGAAAUUUUGGAGUGAGAGGUUCGACAAGUUGCAGGGAUAGAUUCUCGUGUUUCUCUGUGCUUUUGUACUUGAUGGUAAUGGCUUGUCCAAGCACCUGCACAUAAUCUAAUGAUAAGAGCCGCCCAAUUAUGGAAAGGAA